Messenger RNA from Rubroshorea leprosula, 1375 nucleotides. Lineage: Eukaryota; Viridiplantae; Streptophyta; Magnoliopsida; Malvales; Dipterocarpaceae. The record is from the annotation of a GenBank genome assembly.
AGUGGCAUGUCACAUGUACUGCUAGAACCCUGUUGUAGUGUCGUACAUCUUUUUCGGUAUAUUUUGAUUGGAAGAUAUUUUGGGAAUCGCUAAUAGCUAAUCUGCGUAAAAUUUAUUCUAGGGUUAAAGACCACGACACGUCAGGGCUUGUUUAGUUAGUGAUAAAUAACCUUACAUUGUUAAGUAAUUAGCUUCGGAAAAUCUAUUUUAUACUCGCGCUUUGGUGGCGCUUGUGUUCGGGUCACUACAACCUCCCAUGUGGUGAGUUAAGACCAAUCCAUGUUAGGAUACGUAGGCAACUUUUCUUUCUUUCUUUCAACAACAAAGAAUCAGAGCAGCAGCAACGUCUUACCACCGCCUCUAAAACCAACCGGGGCCCCCACUUUGCAUGCAACCACGCUUGGUUCCUCCGUCUCCGCCCUAGAAUCAAGCAUGGACAACGCCGCCUCCAACUCCGCCAGCAAAAGCCUCAAAAGGCACCAUGGUUCCUUGACAGAUACAGAGGAGGAUGGAGACCCUGCGAUCUGGGCAACCUUUGACAAGAGUUUCAGGGAGGUGCAGUCCGUGCUGGACCGGAACUGGGCCUUGAUUCAGCAAGUGAACGAGAAUCACCAGUCCAAGAUCCCUCUUAACAUGGUCAAGAAUGUUGCUCUGAUUCAAGAACUCAACGGGAACAUCUCCAAGGUUGUCUCCAUGUACUCUGAAUUUUCUACCAAUUUCUCUACUAUCUCUCAUCCGCAAAACAAAAGUGGUGAUGCCAAGAGCACGAAUGAAGAGAUCUAAUGCCAUAUGUUUUGAGAGAUAAGAGUAAUUCUUUUGAUACCAUAUGUUUAUUGCUAUAAUUCAGUGACAAGUAUGUGUUAGAAUAAAUGGAGGAUUUAGUUCCUUUAGGAAAUCUAAUGCCACUUAUGGGUCUUUCUGAAUAAUUUCCUUUUCUAGUGUAUGAGUGAUGCUGUUAGACAACUGUGAUGUUUAAGCUUAGAUGUCGAUGAGUCUGUCUUUGUUAUGAUUUGUGUAAUAAGGAGGAUGGGGUGUGCCACGUGCUUUUUUUUUGUAUAAUAAGGAGGAUGAUUUGUUAUGAGUCUUUGUUAUGAUUUCUAUUUUUAGUUAUUGGUGAUUUUGUAUCUGGUGAAUUAAAUAUAAGGACUGAUAUAGGAUUGUGGCAAUCUAUAGACAUGGUUUAAGUACUUGGUUAAGUUGUUAAAUAAUAGGAAUUUUGCUGUAGGGGAUGAGGUCCAUGAGGAUGGGAGAAUAUUGCGUGUUGAUUGAUUUUCUCUCUAUGGGGGUGUUCUGAGUACGAUUAAUAAUGAAAGUGUGCAUAUGCUCAGUUGAUCAACUUUUAACUUGGAAAUAUGAGGCUUGUGAGCAUUUAGAA